AUGCCCGAAAAGGAGCUGUGGCCAGCGGGCCCCGGCACGGACCCCGUGACCCGCGUCGGCAGCAGUGACAGCAUGACGAGUGCCGACUCUACCCAAUCUGGAUUUAGCGACGGCAGCUACGACUUCCUUUCAGCAGAGGAGAAGGAGUGCCUUCUCUUUCUGGAGGAGACCAUCGGCUCUCUGGACCGGGAAGCGGACGGCGGGCUGUCCACUGACGAGUCCGAGCAGGCCCUGACGCCCAGGGCUCGGAGACCGCAACCCAUAGGCCUCUCGACCCCUCAGGGCCAUCUGGAAGGAAGUAUCCAAGGCCCAACACAGAAGAGCCUUCAGCCCAGUUCACUACAGCCCCCUGAGCUCAAGUCCGGCUCCCACAGCCUCCCAAGGAACAUCCACAUUAGCAGGGUCCAGAAGGCCAGUGAGAGCUCCACCCCUAAACCUCAAAGCUCAGUCACCGGGCCUCCUCCUGCUGUGCCCCGAGUUCCACUGCUGGGGCCACCUGAGAGUCACGGGGUCAACAGAAGCCACCCGGCUGUCCCAGAAAGCCCAUCCGAAUUAGACCUGGUGGUCAUCCCACCUCCAGUGGCCUUCCGGGAUCCACACCUGGAGCAGGAGUCCCUGCUGUCUGGCCAGCUCCGGGAAGGGGACGAGAGGGCAGGGCAAGGGAGGACUGAGGUGAAGGCACAGGAAAACCUUGUCCCGUGGCCCCAGAAUCCACCGGCGAGGAGAGAGGAAGCUAUUUCCCAGCUCAUGGCCCACAGAACCAAACAGGAGGACCUGGAAGGGACCCCGGGGCUUCUCUUGCCGCCUCCUGGCUUCUCCACAGAGACUAUGGGGCCAGAAAACUCCCCUUCAGAACAUGAGGGUGAUCUGAGACCCCACCCUGGCCCUCCAACAGCUCAAAAGCCCAGGAAGCUGCCCCCCAAUAUCAUCCUGAAAGCCAGUCGGGGCAGCUUCCAUACUGACCCCCAGAACCGGCUGUCCCACCGCCCCGAGUUCUCCCACGGUGACCUGGCCCCCGAGAGAUCAAGCCCGGCUCAUUUGGCCCUGCAGGAACAGAGGCGAGCCCGGCGGGAGGCCUUGGAGAAGUUGGGGCUGCCUCAGGAUCAAGACAGUGAACCCAACCACCCUCGGUCCAAGCCAACCAGCUCCCCUCUAGCUCAGCCUCCCGCUUCUGCUCUGGCUGCAGUUUCUACUUCCCCUCUAGCUCGGGACCCUUCUCCGACUCCUCCUGUGUCUCGGCCUCUCGCUCCCAGUGCUCCUCUAGCUCGGGCGCCUUCUCCCACUCCCCCUGUGACUCUGCAUCCCACUCUCACUGCUCAGUCUUCUACUCCGGAUUCUCCGUUGACUCAGCCUCCUGCUCCCUCUGCCCCUCUAGCUCGGGCUCCUACUCAGACUCCUCCUGUGGCUCGGCCUCUGGCUCCCACCGCCCCUCUAGCUCGGGCCCCCUCUCCGUCUCCUCAUCCGGUUCAUCCUCCCACUCCUGCUCUGAUUCGGGCGGCUUCUCCGCCUUCGGCUCGGGCUCCCACUCCCGGUCUGACUCAGACUCCUGCCCCGGCUCAGCCUCGAGCUCCGCCAUCCAAGCCAGUCCCCAUUCACAAGGAUGCCAGAGUAGAGAGCCCCCCAGCUAGGCCAAAGCCUGACCGGAGUUUGGCCCUGUCGGAGGGUCCCGUCCCCGGCCUGAGGCAGUUGAACUUCAAAUCCAACACCCUGGAGCGUUCGGGGGUCGGGUUGAGCAGCUACCUCUCGGCCGAGAAGGACGCCGGCCCCAAGACCAGCAGCUCCCUGGGCAAGGUCUCCUUCCUGGACAAGCUCUCUCCCAGCAUCCUACGCAACACCCGGCCCCGCCCGGCCUCCCUGGGCACAGGCUCGGACUUUGCCGGCAUCCAGGUGGGAAAGAUGGCUGACGUAGAGCAGGAGCGGAAUGAAAAACGCUUGUCCUACCCCUUGCAGAGCCGCUCCAAGCUGCCUCGCCCUCCCUGCGUCAGUGUCAGGAUCACCCCCAAGGGCGCUACGGAUGAGCACCGGAGAGAGGCACUCAAGAAGCUUGGCCUGCUGAAAGAGUAGGUGCCGAGCACUGGAAACGAAGAAGGGAAGCCGGUAUGGUCCUGGGGAUCUCCCCUUCCUACCACUCAGACUGUGGGACCCAAAGAGACGUCAGGGUCGGGAGGGGAGCCUGCCUCUCGUCUGAUUUUCCCCUGACUGCGCCUCCCUCUUCGAAGCAGCCCCGGGCCCAUAUCCUUUCCACUGCUGGACACGCCAACUGGAACCAGCCAGUCUAAUUUGGGUAUGGAUGAAUUGUGUGUAAAAGCUGUACAUAUCCCACGUGGAGCUAUUUAUACAACAUGGAUAAUGGCAGAGUGCUCUCUCUUUCUGGUGAUUGGCAUUUGUUUUUCCCAGGAUAGGCAGGGUGGGGUGAGAGUGUUAGGUGCGGCUGGAGAGUAAAUAAAAUCCUAGACCCUGACACGGGAUGGAUGUGAGACUUCGCUUCAUGGCAGUGGAAAUUUUGGUGAAUUCUUGAGUCCAUCUCUACAGCGGGACACUGCUGGGAUCAGGGUUGGGUGUGUGUGUCGGGUCUUCGCCUCUGUCCUCCCAUCAUCCCUCCAAGCAUUUUACUUGCUCUAAGCUAGCCAGCUGACUCUUCUAGUGUUUCUCAAACACUCCUUUGGAAGAGGAUCCUCUUUUUUAAAGUCACCAAUAAAUUUUUCUAUUGUCCA
Molecule: messenger RNA, 2714 nt
Organism: Tachyglossus aculeatus (Australian echidna)
Lineage: Eukaryota; Metazoa; Chordata; Mammalia; Monotremata; Tachyglossidae
Gene: C7H1orf116
Product: chromosome 7 C1orf116 homolog
Exons: 3
Coding region: 1-2064 (687 amino acids)
Source: RefSeq, a predicted model, not a curated record